UAAGGUUUCAUUUUUUUUUAAUCCUCCACCAAACAAAUACAAUAAUCUCCCUCCUCCCAUCCCCCCCAACUCUUUCUCCUCCAAGAACCUCAAUAAUGGUAAAAAAAAAAUAAAAUUAAUCUUUCAAUUACAAACAUCUCUAAUCAAAGUUUAAACUAAUCCAUUUUUCAUAAUUUUUACAUUUUUUUUUUGUUUUGACUUUGUUCUUGGAUCUUGAUCUCCCCCUACCCACCUAAUAGUCCACUCCAAAUCUUUCAUUAUUCCAUUUUUAAAUUCUUCAAACCUCAUUCUUCUCCCUCCCUAAUUAGUCCACCCCCUUCUUAAUCUCUUCCUCUAAUCACCCAUUUUCUUCAUAAAAAUUCAAUCUUUACUUCAUUUCAAGAAACCCCACAAAGUAAUCUUGAACAAUAACCAAUCCCUUCAAGAAAUCAAUAAGAUUCUUAUUCUUAUAGAUAAAGUGCUAAAAUUCCCCAUACCCCUUUUUCUUGUUUUCCUUAUCCCCAUUUACAUUAUCAAGAAUCAAUCUUUCUUUCAUUGGGGGCAAAAAUAUAGAGAGAAAAAGGAAAAUUUCUCAAACCCUAAUCUUGAUUUUUGUUUUUAAUCAAGAAAAACCAGUGGAAAAAGAUUUGGAGAGUUUCUUGAUUUGGGUAUUGUUUAAAUUUUCAAGAUUUGUUUAGAAUAAUGUCCCAAAUGAAGCACAUUGAUAAUACUCCAUCAACCCCAGGAAAAUUCAAGAUUGAAAAAUCACCUUAUCAUAGGCUUAGGCUACAAUUUUCUUUAGCCAAGAUCAUUUUUUGGUCACUUGUUUUUGUGGGGUUAAUCUUUGUAUUCUUUUACAGAUCACCAUCAUCUUCCUCUCAUGUUUCUUCAGAUCUCUUCAGGAGAUCUCUUAGAACAAGCUCUUAUGGUGGUCCAGCUUGGGAGAAAAAGAUUAAGGCUUCAACAAAACCAAGGUCAAGUAAUGGUCUUUGUGUGUUGGUAACUGGUGCAGCUGGUUUUGUAGGAACACAUGUAUCAGCUGCUUUAAAACGCCGCGGUGAUGGCGUGUUGGGGUUGGAUAAUUUCAAUGAUUAUUAUGAUCCCUCGCUCAAAAGAGCAAGGCAAGAGCUACUAGAGCGCUCUGGGGUGUACAUUGUUGAGGCUGACAUCAAUGAUGCCACCCUCUUGAAGAAACUUUUUGAAAUUGUUGCAUUUACUCAUGUUAUGCAUUUGGCUGCACAAGCCGGUGUGCGAUAUGCUAUGGAAAAUCCUAGCUCAUAUGUGCAUAGUAAUAUUGCUGGACUUGUUAAUAUGCUUGAGGUUUGCAAAAGUGUUAAUCCUCAACCUUCUAUUGUGUGGGCGUCGUCUAGUUCUGUAUAUGGAUUGAAUACUAAGGUACCCUUUUCAGAGUGGGAUAGGACAGACCAGCCUGCUAGUUUAUAUGCUGCUACUAAGAAGGCUGGUGAGGAGAUUGCUCAUACCUAUAAUCAUAUAUAUGGGCUUUCGAUAACUGGAUUGAGGUUUUUCACAGUUUAUGGACCGUGGGGGCGGCCAGAUAUGGCGUAUUUCUUCUUCACUAGGGAUAUUUUGAAGGGAAAGUCAAUUCCAAUCUUUGAGGCAGCUAAUCAUGGCACAGUCGCAAGGGAUUUUACCUACAUUGAUGACAUAGUUAAGGGUUGUUUGGGGGCAUUGGACACGGCUAAGAAGAGCACCGGAAGUGGUGGGAAGAAGAAAGGUCCUGCUCAAUUGAGGGUGUUCAAUUUGGGCAACACUUCACCUGUCCCGGUAUCUGAUCUUGUCAGCAUUUUGGAGAAGUUGUUAAAGGUAAAGGCUAAGAGAUUGAUUAUGAAGUUACCAAGGAAUGGAGACGUGCAGUUUACUCAUGCAAAUAUUAGCUUGGCUCAGAAGGAGUUUGGGUAUAAGCCUACCACAGAUCUACAGACAGGAUUGAAGAAAUUUGUUCGAUGGUACCUUAGCUACUAUGGUAAUGGAAAGAAAAGCGCGCAGUGAUACAUUUCGACUCAAUGAGUGUGAUGUCCAGAAAAGGAAGAACGUAGCAGCAGGGUGUGGAUACGCUUCUGUCUCAUGGGUUUCUCUCAUCGUAGUUACUGCUUUUGUCCAUGGCUGUUCAAAUAUGAUUUGUUGGAGACGUUAAACUCGAACUGUAUCUAGAUUUUUUAAUUUUGCCUCUGAAACAAGGCAUUAAGAUAUGUAAAAUGUCAAAGGUUGCAUGCUUGCUGGGAAUGAUCUUGGGGAACUGUUGGAGGAAUAUUUAAAUAAAGCCAAUCUUCUUGCUGGAUUCUAUAAACACUUGCAUAUUCUUAAAGAUAUCUGAUGCUGUUGAACACAAAAAUAAUGAAGGAAUUUAUCUUAUUUGUGUGUAUUU
This is a messenger RNA of Solanum lycopersicum (tomato), 2365 nucleotides long. Its product is annotated as UDP-glucuronate 4-epimerase 3. Lineage: Eukaryota; Viridiplantae; Streptophyta; Magnoliopsida; Solanales; Solanaceae. The record is from RefSeq and is a predicted model, not a curated record.